Messenger RNA from Suillus subalutaceus, 1764 nucleotides. Its product is annotated as Rho GTPase activation protein. Gene Ontology annotation, biological process: signal transduction; activation of GTPase activity; regulation of fungal-type cell wall organization. Gene Ontology annotation, molecular function: GTPase activator activity. Bases 320 to 1555 code for a protein of 411 amino acids. Gene Ontology annotation, cellular component: cell cortex. The record is from RefSeq and is a predicted model, not a curated record. The transcript has 10 exons. Lineage: Eukaryota; Fungi; Basidiomycota; Agaricomycetes; Boletales; Suillaceae.
GUAGUCCACCUGACAGUUUUUUUUUCAAAGACGGUCCCGAGCCUAUCAGGCCAGCUCAGGCCCGUAGUAGGCCGUGCUUGCAUUUUAGUACUGCUGUGUGUGGCUGUGCUCCGAAGAAGCACUUGCGGGUCACGACCAUAAUAUUCCAUCGCCCUCCAAGUACUCUGCUGGCUUUCCGCUCAACUACUCAUCGUGGCCCGUGCUGGCCACCUUUCGACGCAUAUUGCCUCUCGGAUUCCUCUCAAGAACCCAACAAUCCUACAGGAGUAAUACCCUCCCUAUCCCUGAGUCUAGGCAUAGUCCCCCUCAGGCUUCAAACAUGCCUUCAGACAGCCCCCCGCCAACCAAAGCCGGCCUCCUCAAGUGGUGGACUCAAUUCACCCAUGCUCAGAAUCGCAAAAAGGAUUCAGACCCGAGUAGAACUGUAGAUCAGCCUGAGGAGGAACAUCCGGUGUUUCAAAAACCACUCAAAGAGAGUCUAAGAUAUGCAAGCGUGCAGAUUUCGACUGCAAAUGCAAACGGCGAGCUGUACGUUUGGGGCUACAUACCUGUCGUUGUAGCGAAAUGUGGUCUGUAUCUCAAAGAAAAUGCUACAGAGGUAGAGGGAACAUUUCGUGUCAACGGUUCUAAUAAGCGCAUGCGAGAUCUACAAGCCGCUUUCGAGACACCCCCACGGUACGGGAAAUCGCUGGACUGGAAAAAUGAGCACUUUACAACACAUGACGUCGCGAGCGUCUUUCGUAGAUAUCUAACUCAGAUGCCUGAGCCUGUAAUACCACACGAUAUGUAUCACGAUUUCCGGGACGUUUUGGGAAAGAAACCAUUCAACCAUGAUGAAGUGAUUGCAACGUACAAGCGUCUAAUUCAACGUAUGCCCCGUGCGAACCAAUACCUUCUUCUCUACGUAUUGGAUCUAUUAUCAGUAUUUGCACGAAAAUCAGAUAAAAAUCUUAUGACAGCCACAAAUCUCGCGGUAAUUUUUCGGCCCGGCCUUAUAUCCCAUCCUAACCAUGAAAUGUCCCCUGGGGAGCACGCGCUAAGCCAACGUGUUCUCGAAUUCCUCAUUGCGCAACAGGAUUGGUUCUUACUCGACAUACCACCGCCACCACGAUCGGAGCAGAGCUCCUCGUGGAAGCCUCCACCACGGCCCCAACACGCGCACACACAGGUACCAAGUGAGGAUGACUCGGAUCUUGUUGUUGUGCCUAGUUCAGAUGACGAGCACACGUCAAUUGCUGGAGGGUGGAAGCUUGUCGGCCGUGACAGACGGCGUAUUUACCGGCGCCGCACAACGCUAGAAUACACUGAUUCGCUCGACAGAACAAAAGAUGUUGAUAGUGGGCAAUUGUCGCCUGUCUUGGAGACACCAACAUCACGCCCCGUAAGCCAAGCUUCAAGUCCUGCAGCAGUAGGAGUGAGCCGAAGUCGGACACUGCCCUCUAAUCGAGCAAGUACGGACGACGAGAAACACCGUGCUAGGGUGCUCAGAAAACAGAAGCGAACAUCAGCUCAGCCGCGACACCCAACUGCACCUGGGGGGCAUGCGGGUGGGUAGGAUGGGUGAAAAUGGUGAAAGUGGAGUCCUCUGGAAGUUUGUGAUAUUGAUAUACCUGGAGGCGGGCACGGCGUUGUUGUGCCGAGUUCCCGAUCGCCCAUUUGUUUUCCCUUCCGGUCUGGACAAUUGCAUUUGAGUAUUCUAUGUACACUUCAGGGUUAUUGUAGUACUUUGGGAGAUAACAGACAGGACACUUGGAGUUGUUUUCA